AGUUAACGGGAUUUUUUUACUAUGAAUUUAUACAGGGGCCUCUCUUCGUGAAUAUGUGGACGUUGAUAUGACAUCAAAUUCUGGCUCAUUGCAUGGAUAUUACUAUUAUUUGGACCUCACCAAUUAUAUAUCUACGUGAAAAACAAAUUUUUCCUUGGAUUAGUUAGAAAUUUAGAGCUGGUGAAAGUCUAGAUUUUUUGGGCGAAGCUGUUUUCUACAGGUGAAUUUCCGCCUGCCGUGUGGGACUGUAGUGUAACGGACAAUACGCACGUAACGUAUUGUCGUUGUGGAGUUGUUAUUGUAUGAAUUUCUAAAUAGGUCGGACUACACGAGCGAACUGUGCAGUCGUGUGCGUACUCGCCGUCAACAACUCUCUUGUUUUUCAUGUAACUGAUAAAUAUUUAAUAUUUUCAUCAUGGAUUUCUACGGAGGUGGUUCGGUAACUGAUUUAUCAGUCAAUGAUGUGUUUGCGAAUGAAGUUCAGAGUGAAGUGAACGAGAUUUUGAGGUCUGAUGCUGCCCGAUUUUCGCCGCAGUCCUCGAUGGAUCUCUCAUCUUUGCAGACGACAGGCUUGGAUUUAGACUCCACGGCCGAAUUCACCUUGCUCCCGAAUUAUUUUCAGGAGCAAGCCGUUCAAACCACAGCCUCGGAUGCAAAUCCUACUUCGGUUUUGACCACAACAGCUAACACAGUGGAUUUGAGUCAAAUUACUGGUAUGGAUGGGGUCGAAAACAGCAUUCAUAGUCUGCUUGUUGAUCCCCAAACGGGCAUGCCAGUUACGACCACCGCACUGCAGCUAGACCCCAACUCGGCCCAGGCCAGUCUGCAGAUGAUUGUCAACAGUCUCCCCGAGCUGCAGGCGCAGAUUGCUGCCUCUGCCUCUUCAAGCGAAACUCUUGGACUCAGCAACAUAGGCAAUAUCAUCACACAGUCUCCUAUCCUUUCCCUGAAUACCCAACAGCAGCAAUCUCCGCUCAUUCUCUCAACGGGAAAUGGAAAUCAGAACGUGACUUUUCAAAACGGUACCCUGCAGGCCAUGGAUCUCUCGCAGAUCAACCUCUCAAACUUUAACGAGCUUGCCGCGCAGACACUCAUCUCGCAACUCCAGCAGCAGCAGCUCCACUUAGCCAAUGGAAACAUGCAAAAUGGUUCAGUUUCGGACUUGAAUUCAGCUCUCAAAAUACAGCAGCAGAAGGGGAACGUCCACCCAGCAAGUCCAAAGGCAAAGGUUGACAAAGUCUAUCCAAAGCCGGCCUACUCGUACAGUUGUCUGAUUACGAUGUCGUUGAAGAACAGUCAGAACGGCUGUUUGCCUGUCAGUGAGAUCUAUCAGUUUAUGUGUGAGAACUUCCCUUACUUCAAGACAGCACCAGAUGGAUGGAAGAACUCUGUAAGACACAACCUGUCGCUAAACAAAUGCUUUGCUAAGAUAGAGAAGCCUCAGGUGAACAAUGGUAACGGUUCGGCCAGGAAGGGAUGCCUAUGGGCGAUGAACCCAGAGAAGCAGGCCAAGAUGGAGGAGGAGGUGUAUAAAUGGACUCAGAAAGAUCCCUCGGGCAUCAAGAGGAGCAUGGCCAAACCAGAGGAAUUCUCAAGAAUCGAAGCCCUGUCCAGGAUCUCAACCCCCAAAUCGUCGCCGAGGGAAUCCACGCCUCCCGUAGCAAAGGUCCCGCCCCCACUCCAGAGCAUCAUCUCCACGGCAACCACAACGACAGUCACACCCUCGGAAACCAAGCACGAGGUCUCGCAUAACGUCUUUGCCGAGCAGUUUUUCAACCCUAGUCUUAAUCUUCUAGACCCAACGUUAACUCAACUCGAUGGUGAUCUAGGCUUGCAGGAUAACUUACUGGACACCUUCAACGACAUCAGCAGUUUAGAUGUGCCUAUGACGACAUCGCCCUUCACAGCCUUCAGUUUCAGUGGCUCCAUCCUCGACAGUUCACCCUUAAAGGACACGACCCACACCGUCUCCUCAGCCUAUCUCCUCGACUCGCCCCAGUCCCACUCCGCCUCCGCACUACAAUUCUGCAGCCCCACGAGGGCGCCGCAGGUCACUGCUUUCAUGUGACAAUCAAAGAGACCCAAAGUCGAAGACAGUGAAGUUUCCAAGAGUUUUAUAUGAGAGAUUUUUUUUUGUAUUAAGACAGAGAAGUAUACUAGUACACACUUUACAUAUCCUUUGAAACCUUUACAGGUUAAUGCAGUUCUGAUACUUUUAUAGGAAGGGGAUGUUUGAAAAGAUUAAACUUGCCACUCUUUUAUUCUUUUGACAUCAUAGGGUUGUAUGUUAUGGUUUUUGUAGGAGCCUGCAGGAAUUUCUAAAUUUUUGGGUGCAGGUCAAGAUGUGAAGUGAGUACCAUAAGUCACACACCAAACAUGCCAGCUCCCUGAAACCAUGUUGAUUAUUUCACGACACAAGACAGGAGGCUUGAUGGCCCAGUUGUAGAGCAGUGGUCUCGUAAACGGGGCGUCCCUGGGUUCAAAACCAAGUCAAUGCGCCAGUGCCCUUUGGGUAAGGCAUCAAUCCUCAUUACAGAGUCCCUCUUAGAGGACUUAAAGUCGUUGGUCCCCUGGUUGCUUACGUACAAGCAUAACAUACACAUGCUUUCUUAGCGGUCAGGUAAAACUUUGGCGCUGUGACCUGAGUUUUGGCAAGGUGUGUGCUGGAAUGAGGUCAGAUACUGUAGGUAUCAUUAUCUGGUCACCACUUAGAAUCAAGACUACAAAUUCAAAUUUAGAUUUUUUUUUUCUUCAGAAACUAUAAAUUGAGAAUAUCCUUGCUUUUGUAACGAUUCAAAUUUAGUACUUCACGCAAGGUUUCCUUUGUACAUAUAGAUUUGUUUUUUAUAUUAUCAUACUCUAGAAGAAAUUUGUACAGAAUUAACAUGUUUGUUUUUUAUAUUUGACUACGACAAAUCUCACUUAGCCAGAGCCGUUUGUCACCGAUUUUGGAACUCAAAAUUUGAGAUGAAAAAAAAAAAAAGCUUGUAUUUCUUGUUUGUUUAUCAAUUAUGCUGUUCAAUCCUGUCGUGGCAUGUAUGCAAUUUGCUCUAUAAUUAUGGCUCAUCAAUAAUAUCUGUUUUUGUUUUUUGUUGAUGUAAUGAUUUGUUUUGCAGUUUUCCCCUUUCUUUUAUAAAAGGUAAGGUUACAAUGUAGUUACCAACAUCCUUUCAUUAAUGUAUUUUCAAUCGCGCUGUCUUGCGGUGAUGGCUUACAUAGGGCGAUUUUCGCUUCCUGUAUCCAAGCAUCAUCACGAGCAUGUUAUCAGUCAGUGAUGCAUUGUGGUACAUGGCUGUCGACACAUCGGGACAUUUUGAGCAGCAGAUGGCAGUAUACAUAAACCUAAUGUAGAGUGUUAGUAGAAUACCCUGCCUUUAGAACCAUUACCCUUAGUGGGCUUUUCCUGUGUAUAUCAGUCAAAUUCUUCUGUAUUUCAUUGUUUUCAAAACUUUUCUGGUCUUCUCCCUAUCCCCUCCCCUAAAUCAUCCUUUACUAUAGUUAACAACUUAAUUAUUCAUACCCCUAGAAAAUUUGAGGUAUUUUUUUUGUUUUUGCAACUCAAGAAUGACAGGUGGACUGGUCGAAUACGGCCUUUGUUGAAUACUUUUAGGUGUUAGCUAUUAUUUUAAUAUGUCACAUUCUCAAGGAUUUUUGUUCACAUACUUGAAAAAUCAUAAAACUUGGUAAGGGUAUAAAUAAUUUAGUUAACUGUGGUACGAGGAUCUAUUGUGCAGUUUGAAUGCCUUAUGUUCAUGCGUGUGUUUCAGCUGACAAAAUGGUGGCAAUAAUAUAUGAUGUACAUUGAUGUAUUAACUCAGAAACCAGUAUUUCUCAAUGUAUGUAGUGGUCGAUGCAAGUCAAUUACUCGUUCGUUAGUACUUCAGAGUUUACAGUUGAUGCUAGAGUAGGUCCGAUUAGCUGCUUAGUGAACCUCUGCUGGUCAUAGUUGUGCUGCUUCAUUACGAUUGGUUCCCCCCUGGUUAGCAAUGGCUUAAUUUAGAACUAGCGGAUGACAUCAUCUCCCUAAUUUGCAUACAGUCUACGUGAAACAUAUCACUAUAUUUUGUUGAAACUUAUAGCGUUUUGUUUGUUCAAUUUUUCUCUAUUUAUUCAAUUUAAUUUGCGAUUGGGUCAGACUUUUCCUUUAACUCUGUUUGAAAGAAAUUCAUACAUCCAAUGUCGGAUGGGGGAGGUUGCUCAAAGAUAAUUCUUGGUUUGUUUGGUGUCUUUUUGACAUCAACCAGAAAUUUGUGAACCUAUCAGAAAUUUUGCUGUUCAGAUAUUUUUGCUGCUAGAUCAUUGAAUUACAAGACUGAAUAUUUGCAGUUCAAAAUAUGUUCAUGUCACAAAUUUGGCAUUAAAAAUUUGCGAGAGUUGUAUGUGACAGUUCAAGGUUUUUGGUUUCACAAAUAAUCAAUUUCGAUUCAAAUUGAGAAAGUGCCUUUAGGAACUCAGGUGAGAAAUCAUUCUUUUUUUAAUAUUUUUUUUUACAAGUUUAAGAAGAAAAAUAAUCACUACAAUCAUUAUUCUCCACUUCAGCAUCAUGCAAAACUUGCAUGAUAGACUUCUAUUCAUUGAAUUUGAUUCAUUUCCUGUGCAUUUCAAUUGAUUAAAAAAAAAAAUCAUAAAGAAGAAGGCCUAUUUGCCAAAACAGAAAUCAUGCCAUUGUCAUAACUAGGCUUGCAAUGUUGAGACUAAUAUUGAACAAGAUAGCAUCUACUACGAAAAAUCAACUGAAAAAAGAUGCUUUAAAUUACAUCGUGCACGUAAUCCAAACAAGAUUUCUAUGGGACAUACAAUAGGGUAUUGUAUAAUUAUGCCCUUGAGUUAGUAUUUUGAAAAUAGUCGCGAUCGCGGUAUUUGUACUCUUAGGUGGUGUAAAAUCGAUUUGGAUAGGAAUACUUGAAGUAACUGCUGGGGGUGUUUCACAAAGAUCCAAAGGUGAACUUAUCUCUAAGUUUGACUUAACAAUUAUGGAAAGCCCUUAGCAUCUUUAAAAAUAUUUUGUAAAAGUUAUUUUAAAAGGCAUGAGAUGUUGAUUCAGAUCAUUCAUGUUCUUGUUUUGGAAUUUAUAAAAAAAAAAAGUCUAAAAUACUUGAUUUUUCGCUUUUGAAUAUACGGUAUUUGAUUUUAAGACUAACGAAUGACUCUCCAUAAUUUUCAAGUCCAACGUAGAGUUAAGCUUGAUUUAGGAUCUUUGUGAAACAUCCCAUGGUCUUUUUUUACCAGUUCAAAUAUGCACUUAUGAUGGAUAAUACAGGGACAAUUUGACGAGGCACCACAAAACCACCAACGAAAUGCAGGACCUGAUUUUUAGUUCUUCAUUUCAAUCUCAAUAAAGGUGUUUUUUGUUCAGGUUGAUAACAUUUCCUGAAAGAAUCUAAUUAUUUCUAUUUAAUUUCAAAAUGUGAAAGGAAACAUCCUCCAAAUGGGACUUUGGUAGUAGACCGAUUUUCGUUCUGAUCGUUGUACAUGUAGUAGUUUUGAUUUAAAUAAAACAGUCUACUGGUGUCAUUUUGAAAUCCAAUAACUUGAAAACAGAGGGAGCUAUUACAUUGAUACCUAGACAACAUAUAGAACUGGAUGUGGUGGUUAUGUGGUGGUUAUGUGGUGCCGGGACACAAAGAAUAUACAAAGUGCCUCUAGCAAGACGUAUUGGUAUUUCAUGUUCAAUGCUGAAAUGAAAAGAAUGCAGUAUUAUGGAUGUUUACAUGUAGGUAAUCAGGAAGCAAUAACUUGAAUUAGACCAGGACCCAAACCUGGGCCUUGUUGCACAGGUCUAGAAGUGAUCUGUAAGGGUUAUCUUUUAUGUUAGUUAAAUGGUAUUGUCAAAACAAGUCAAAAUGAGGACAAGACGUUAGUUAAUGUCUGCGCGAAGCUGACCGCUUUCUGUUCAAGUUAACAGACCGCUGUGCAAGUAACAGUGGUAAAUGUGUUCUGUGCAAUUUCUUUUGUUUAUAGGACAAUUAACCUUCUUUUCCCAUACAUAGAACUUAGAU
Molecule: messenger RNA, 5999 nt
Organism: Strongylocentrotus purpuratus (purple sea urchin)
Lineage: Eukaryota; Metazoa; Echinodermata; Echinoidea; Camarodonta; Strongylocentrotidae
Product: forkhead transcription factor N1/4
Exons: 5
Coding region: 416-2068 (550 amino acids)
Biological process (GO): regulation of transcription by RNA polymerase II
Molecular function (GO): DNA-binding transcription factor activity, RNA polymerase II-specific; transcription cis-regulatory region binding
Source: RefSeq, a predicted model, not a curated record